This is a messenger RNA of Lactuca sativa (garden lettuce), 321 nucleotides long. NCBI's taxonomy places the organism in Eukaryota, Viridiplantae, Streptophyta, Magnoliopsida, Asterales, Asteraceae. The record is from RefSeq and is a predicted model, not a curated record.
AUGGUUGGUAAAAACGAUGAAAAUCCCAAGACUACUGAUCCCAAAAUCACUGAAAUCCCCAAGACUGUUGAUUCCAAAAUCACCGAAAACCCAUACGGCAUCGCAAAUAUCCGAUCCUCCAUUCCAAUUAUUCUUGAUCUUGAAAGAAUGAAUUACGACUCAUGGCAUGAACUAUUUGAAACACAUUGUUCUGGGUUCGGUGUAGGUCACCAUCUUCAACCACCCGCUGAUCCUGCCUCCUCCGACAUGGAGGAAUGGAAACGAAUCGAUAACAUCGUCAAGAUGUGGAUUUAUGGUAUGCUUUCUCCUUCUCUACUAUAG